Messenger RNA from Solea solea (common sole), 12463 nucleotides. RefSeq names its product utrophin (gene utrn). Gene Ontology annotation, cellular component: plasma membrane. Lineage: Eukaryota; Metazoa; Chordata; Actinopteri; Pleuronectiformes; Soleidae. The record is from RefSeq and is a predicted model, not a curated record. Gene Ontology annotation, molecular function: zinc ion binding; protein binding. The coding region runs from base 430 to 11058 and encodes 3542 amino acids. Gene Ontology annotation, biological process: synaptic signaling. The transcript is spliced from 79 exons.
GUGAAAUGUAAAAACCAUCUCUUCAUUUCCAGGAGAUUGAUAUACGUAUACAGAUAAUCUGCGGUAGAUGUAGUGAUUUUUGCUGCGCGGAGACGGAAGGCGUUUCUUUUUUUGGCACAUUGUGGAGAGUGGAUGCGCCUGGACACGGGUGUCUGUAGUCAGACAGUGAGUGAGAAAGAGUCGUAGAAAUGCCGUAAAUCAAUUGGAUCAGUGUCUUUUUUUUGGGUGAAACUUUUUUUCAACACACUUGGAUUCAUUUGUCUGUUCAUACUUUACACGCUGUGGAUUUGUUGUGAGGCGAGCUCGUCUCCUCUCCUGACUGCUCGGUGACAGCAGAGGUACAGGAGAAAAAAAACCCGAACCCUGUUACACCGCCUGACUCUGUAUGACACAAUUUCAACUCAUCUAACUUUGGAUUAAUUGGCAACCAUGGCAUCACACGGAGACACUGCAGGGGGAGGAACCAAUGAAGAGUUCAACGACAUCAUCCGAUGGAGAUCUGAUGAGCACGAUGCAGUCCAGAAGAAAACCUUUACCAAAUGGAUAAAUGCACAGUUCUCCAAGACAGGGAAGACGCCUAUCAAAGACAUGUUCUCUGACCUGAAGGACGGGAAGAAGCUGCUGGAACUGCUGGAGGGUCUCACUGGCACAGUCCUGACCAAAGAGCGAGGCUCGACCAGAGUGCAUUCUCUCAACAAUGUCAACAAAGUACUUCAAGUCCUGCAUCAGAAUAAUGUUGAUCUGGUAAACAUUGGAGGGACAGAUAUUGUGGAUGGGAAUCACAAGCUGACCUUGGGCCUCAUUUGGAGUAUCAUCCUCCACUGGCAGGUAAAAGACAUCAUGAAGGACAUCAUGUCCAACCUGCAGCAGACCAACAGUGAGAAGAUCUUGCUGAGUUGGGUCCGCCAGUGCACUCGCUCAUACCCCGAGGUCAACGUGUUGAACUUCACCACCAGCUGGGCGGAUGGCCUGGCUCUCAACGGCAUCCUUCACCACUUCAGGCCGAACGCGAUCAACUGGGAUGAGGUUGUCAGACUGAGCCCUGUGGAAAGAUUGGACCAUGCCUUCACUGUAGCCAAAGACCAGCUGGCCAUCGAGAGGCUACUGGAUCCUGAAGACGUGGCGGUGCAGCUACCAGAUAAGAAAUCUAUCAUCAUGUACGUGACAUCGCUGUUUGCGGUGCUGCCCAAAGAUGUGAGCAUGGAGGCUAUCAGAGAAGUGGAGACCCUGCCACGCAGAUUCAAAACAGAGCCCGAGGGCUCAGGUCCAGGCCUCAGCGCUCAGAGUGUGCAGAUGGAGGAAGCAGGCAGCAGCCCGCGUCCUGAGACCCCCAGCACCCUGACGGAGAUGGAGGGAGAGAUGGAAGUCAGCCUGUUGGAGGUGGACCUGGACAGCUACCAGACCACACUGGAGGAAGUUCUCACUUGGCUGCUGUCGGCUGAGGAUGCCCUGCAUAUUCAGGACGAGGUGUCCGACGAUGUGGAAGAAGUGAAAGAGCAGUUUCACACACAUGAGUCCUUUAUGAUGGAGCUGACAGCCCAUCAGAGCAGCGUGGGGAAUGUGCUGCAAGCCGGAAACCAGCUGAUCGCCCAGGGAAGCCUGACAGAGGAGGAAGAGGAUGAAAUUCGGGAACAGAUGACCCUCCUCAACUCCCGCUGGGAGAGCCUUCGGGUGGCCAGCAUGGACCGCCAGGCCAGACUCCACGAAGUCCUGAUGGAUCUUCAGCAGCAGCAGUUGCAGCAGCUUUCCGAUUGGCUGACACAGACUGAAGAGCGAAUCAGAAAGAUAGAGACCGAACCGGCAGCUGCGGACCUGGAGCUCUACAAAGAACAGAUAGAGCAGCACAAAGAGCUCCAGAAUGACCUGGAGGCAGAGCAGGUGAAGGUCAACUCUCUGACGCACAUGGUGGUUGUGGUGGAUGAGAACAGCAGUGAGAGUGCCACUGCUGCCCUGGAGGAGCAACUACAAUCGCUGGGCGAGCGCUGGGCAGCCGUGUGUCGGUGGACAGAGGAGAGGUGGCACAAGCUGCAGGAAGUUUUUUUGGUCUGGCAACAGCUUCAGUCAGACCAGAGUUUGUUUAGAGCGUGGUUGGCAGAAAAAGAGGAGGCUCUGAGUGAAGUACAGACCAGCAACUUUAAGGACCCGAGUGAAAUGAAUACUAAUGUGCGCCUCUUAGCAAAUUUAAAGGAAGACAUGGAAAAUAAGAGGAGAACUCUGGACCAGCUGUCUGAUGCAGGACAGGAUGUGAUGUCGUUACUGCGGAGCCCCGAGGCCGGAGCCAAGAUAGAGGCAGACACGGAAGAUCUGGCACAUCGAUGGGACAACCUGGUUCAGAAGCUGGAGGACUGUUCCUUCCAGGUAAUGGAGGCUGUGGCAGAUUCCGGGAUGAAUCAGGUGGAAGAAGAAGUUGUCGUGGAUUCAGUUGCUGUAAUGGCGGCUGCUUCGAUCGCUGACCAGGAGUUGGCCCCACCUGCUCCCCCAAAGAAGCGACUGGUGGAGACGGACGCAGAAGUUAAACGAAUGUUUGAAAAUAAGCUCUCUGACCUCCUGCGCUGGAUUAAAACAUGGAAGACGUCCACUCAGACAUUGGCCUCCACACACCCAGAGAUGACAUCUGAUAAACCAGACCUUCAGGAGAAAUUAAAGGGCUUAGAGUUGGACAUCACAGCAAAAGAAGCCACAGUCAGUCAAGUAAUUCAAGAGGGACGAGACUUGUUGGACCAGUUGGAGAGAGAGGGCAUGUGUGUGGACUCGGUGAGGGCAGACAUGGGCCAGAUCCAAACUGAGUGGGAUGUUUGUGCAAGGGAGCUGGUGGCAGCCCGCGAGCGAGUUGACACUCAGACCCGAGUCAGAGCAGUGUCCACGGAGCUCACAGACCUGGACCUGGUCUUAGAGGAGCAGGACCGGUGGCUGGACUCGGGCCCGGCUGUGGAGAAGUGCGACGAAGCCGAGCUGAGAAAGCAGAGUGGAGAAUGUCGGUCGCGACUCGUCCAGGUCACUGCACUAAGUCCAAGAGUGGAGCAGCUUUCUGCAGAGGCAGCGUUGCUGGGGGCCGUUCCCUCUUUGAAAGACAACAUGGUGGUGGUGUCUGCACAUUAUGCCUCCACGCUGCAGCAGCUGCAGAGCAAAGAACAAGAAGUCAACAAAGCUCUGGCUGCAGCUGAGGCCAAACAGGUGGCACCAUGUCCAGUGGAGGGACUAGAGGCGAGGCUGGUCACUCUGAGAGAAGGAAUUAUCGACAUGCCGACCACUGAGAGGGCGGUGGAGCGGGCACAGGGCCUGUGUAUAGAAAUUGAGCAAACACAGCAGGCCUCCGACCCCGCAGAGCUGCAGAGAUGGAGUCAGCUUUCCUCCAAGGCCCGCGACGAGCUGGGGACACUGCAGUGCAUCCUGGGUAGCAUGAAGGACAAUCAGGUGUGUGUGGGGCAAGUUGAACGCUGGUUAGAUGCGGUUCAGGAGCUGUUGUCGAAUGAUGCCACAGGGUUGGGUGACAAAGAAGGACUAAAUGAAGAGCUGAACCAAUGCAAGGAGUACGUGAGUGAGAUGGAGUCAGUGGAAGGGUCAUUGAAGCAGAUGGGAGAGAAUGUGAGUGCCGUACAAGCAACAACAGUCCCAGGACUGGCCAAGUGGGGACAGGAGAAGUUGGACGAGUUCCGGGACAGGUGGGACACACUCAGCAAACAGCUGCUGAGUCAUCAGGAACGUGUGUCAGAGAAUCAGGAGAAGCAGGUGAAUCUCAGGAAGGACUUGGCAGAGAUGCAGGAGUGGAUGACCCAAGUAGAUGAGGAGUUUCUCAUGAGGGACUUUGAGUAUAAGGGUCCUGAAGAGCUGGAGGCGUCACUGGAGGAGAUGAAGAGGGCUAAAGAGGAUGUGCUACAGAAAGAGGUGAAAGUAAAGAUCCUGAGAGACAGCAUCAACAAUUUGGUGUCCAGAACAUCACCCCCUGGUGGUGGCAGUGCACUGACCUCAGAGCUAGACGGGGUACUCGCCAACUACAGCAAGCUUUGUGACCGCUUCAAGAGCAAGUGUCACACUUUAGAGGAGGUCUGGUCCUGUUGGAUGGAGCUGCUCCAGUACCUGGACAUGGAGCAGACAUGGCUCAACACUUUGGAGGAGAAAGCUCAAGCUACGGACAACCUGCCUGAGAGCACUGAGGCCGUCAGUGAAGCUCUGGAGUCUCUGGAGACCGUGCUUCGCCACCCAAGCGACAACCGCACACAAAUCAGGGAGCUGGGUCAGACACUGAUCGAUGGGGGAAUAUUGGACGAUCUCAUUAGUGAAAAAUUAGAGUCCUUCAAUUCCCGUUAUGAGCAGCUCAACAACCAGGCGGUGAACCGGCAGAUCAGCCUCGAGCAGCAGCAGCAGACACUGAAGGAGAAUGAUCAGGCUCUCCAGUCACUACAAGAGUCUCUGAGCCAGCUGGACCACACACUCACCUCCUACCUCACUGAUCGCAUCGACGCCUUCCAGCUUCCACAAGAGGCACAGAGCAUCGGGGCAGAGAUCGCGGCCCACGAGGUAACGGUGGAGGAGAUGAGAAGGAGAAAUGUGGCCAACUUACCUCCUCCCACCACUGAUGGCAAGGCUGCUCGAGGUGGGACCAUGCUGGAUCAGCUUCAGAGGAAGCUGAGAGAGAUCUCCACAAAGUACCAGCUUUUCCAGAAGCCUGCUAACUUUGAACAACGUAUGUUGGACUGUAAGAGGGUUCUGGAGGGUGCUAAGGCCGAGCUGCACAUCCUGGACGUGAAGAGUCUGGACCCGGAGAAAAUCCAGUCCCACCUCAGUGGGUGUAUGAAAUUAUACAAAUUGCUGAGUGAAGUGAAGCUAGAAGUGGAGACGGUGAUAAAAACAGGUCGCCAGAUUGUGCAGAAACAGCAGACUGAGAAUCCCAAGGCCAUGGACGAACAGCUUACUGCUCUCAAACUGCUCUACAAUGACCUGGGGGCUCAGGUGACGGAGGGAAAGCAGGACCUGGAAAAGGCUCUGUCUCUCUCUCAGAAGUUCCUGAAGGACAGCGCUGCGCUACAGGAGUGGCUCACCACAAACGAGGCUCAGCUCCAGCAGAAGAACAACUGUGGAGACAUGCCAGCUGACAUUGACGCUGAGAUCGCAUGGGCUAAUGGCCUGCUGAAGGAAUCGGAGCGUCGUAAGGCAGAGCUGUCAGGCCUGAUGGAGGCCAGUGCUGGGCUAGAGACUCUGGUCGAGGGCAGCGAGGCGCAGCUGGAGGACAAGCUCUUUGUUCUCAACGAAUCCUGGGGCCGUGUCCGCACCUGGACUGAGGAUUGGCUCAGCGCUGUGCUGAGUCACCAGAGUGAGGUGGAAAUCUUUGAUGAGAACGUGGCGCACAUCAGCACCUGGCUUUAUCAGACCCAGAUUCACCUGGACGAGGCUGAGCGGCUCGCCCUGACAGAGAGGGAAAAAGUGGUUCAGAGCAUGCUGGAGGAGCUGGAGGACAUCAGUCUGCGUGUGGACAAUGUGAGGGACCAGGCCAUUAUCCUGAUGACCAGCAGGGGGCCCGCCUGCCGAGACGUAGUGGAGCCCAAACUGGCGGAGCUGAACUGCAACUUCGACAAAGUUUCCCAGCACAUCAAAACGGCCAAGAUGAUGACCAGCCUGGAGUCAGACGGUGCAGAGAUGAACCAGCCUGCACGUCAGCAGGUCAUCCACGGCCUCGAUAUCAGAGUGGAGUGUCAGAGUCAGGCUCCAUCUGCCGCUGCUGUGGUCUCCAGUGAGAUUAAAGACCUUAAGGCUGAACUCCAGGAUACACUUAGAUCUCUGCAGCAGCAGCAACACGAGCCAGUAAACAUCCUGGAUGAUGACAAGAUGGAUGAGGAGAAAGCCGGUGUAGAAGAGCUGCUCAGAAAAGGCGAAGAGUUGCUGCACCAAACUUCCGACGAGGGCCAGAGGGAGGAGCUGAGACUUCUGCUGCUGCAUCUGCAGAGCCAGUAUUCUGCUCACAGAGAGCUGAGGGUUCUGCGAGUCAGGCAGGUGCAAGUCUCUUCAGAGUUGUCGCCCCCUCGCACCUUGACAGAGGAGACGAGAGAGCCUUCAGUCGAGGAAAUGUCUGCAGUGGAGCGCAGCAGUGUCGCUUCAGUGAGUCCCUCCGACUACCUGUUGGACAUCAACAAGUUGCUCCUCGCUAUGGCCGACAACGAGCUGCUUCUGAACUCCUCUGAGCUCAGCGGGGGGCUGUAUGAGGACUUCUCCAGCCAGGAGGACACACUGAAGAAUAUCAAAGUGAAUCUGGAGCAUCUGAGUGACCGGGUCACGGGGAUCCAUGAGCGUCAGCCUGAUGCCAUUCGUGAUGCUUCGCCCUCUGAAGUGACUCAGAUCGCCGACUCCCUCACGCAGCUCAACGCUGGGUGGGACCGCCUCAACCGCAUGUACAACCACCGCAAAGGGACUUUUGACCGUGCCAUCGAGGAGUGGGGACAGUUCCACUGUGACAUGAACGACCUGAAUCAGCGGCUGACCGAGACCGAGACACUGCUGUCCGAGAGUGUCGGUCCUGAUGGACAGCUGGACAUGGAGUUGGCACGGCAACACCAGCAGGAGCUGGAAGAAGGCCUUGUCAGUCACCAACCUGUCCUGGCCGUACUUACCCGCAAUGGGGAGCAGAUAAUUGGGCAGCUGUCAUCUCUUGAUGGACCGCUGCUUGAAGAGAAGCUUGACAACAUUGGUCAGCGUUGGAGAGCUGUCAACCGCCAGGUCUUGGACAGACAGCGCUGGCUCACUGGUGAGGACCCGGCCUUUGCAGACCUGGUGAGGAGACGCACAGAGUUGGCUGUGUGGCUGGAGCAGGCGGAAAGCGCUGUCAUCUCCCUCCCUGUCACAGCAACUGACAAAAACCUCAAGGAGCUCAAGGCUCUUGCUGAGGAGAUGGAUGCACAGAAUGAACGCCUCGGUUGGCUGAACAAGCACGCGCCUCAGAUCCUGUCCAGUCCCAGCGUGAGUCCUCAGAGCCGAGACCAGAAUGUUGGCAAACUGAGAGCCAUCAACAUGAGCUGGAGCAAAGUGACUCAUGAUUUGUUGGACAAGGUGGGGGAAGUGGAGGCCAACCUGAAAAAUCAUGCACACUUCCAAGACAGAAUGGACAGACUCACUGACUGGGUCGUUAUCACGCAUCAGACGAUCAUAACCAGAGGCUUAAAUCCGGGGCAAGCACAGUCUCUGGAGGUCUCCAUGAAGGACAGGAAGAAGGACCUGGAGGAACUGCUGGCUCAUUCUAUUGAGCUACAGAGAAGGCAGCAACUGUUGCCCCAGGAGAAGAUGAAGGUAGAGCAGCUGGCGGCUGAUUGGAAAGCCUUGGACGGUCAACUGAGGGAAUCACUUCAGCCACCCGUCUCUCCGUGGACACAGCGCGAACACGUCGUCCAACACCAGCAACUCGUGUCUACAGUCCCCUCAGCUGUGCAGAUGGCCAGCCUGGUUAGCGAGGACCCACAUCACCAGACGCCGCACACGCUUGACACGGUGGCACCCACUGACCUCAACGAGACGGCCACCGAGCUGGCAGACUGGCUUCUCCUCAUCACGCAGAUGCUCAAGUCUAAUAUCGUCACUGUGGGCGACACGGAGGAGAUCAGGACCACUAUGGGACGUCUUCAGGUGACGAAGAGUGACCUGGAGCAGCGUCACCCACAGCUGGAGGACAUUUUCACUCUGGCACAGAACAUCAAAAACAAGACCUCUAACCUUGAUGUUCGCACGUCCAUAACUGAAAAACUGGAGAAGGUGCGGAGCCAAUGGGACAACACUCAGCACGGUGUCGAGGCACGGCUCCAGCAGCUGGGCAACAUGACUGUCCACAGCAACCAGUGGGAGGAGCAGAGGAAGGAGGUGAAGGCUCUUAUUGGACACAAUGAAGGACGCUUCCACAACCUUCUCCAGCAGUCCAGAGACCCUCUGACUAAACAGCUUGCUGACAACAAGGCGUUCCUUCAAGACCUGGGCCGGAGCCAAGGCAGCGUUGCAGCCUUCAAUGAGCUGUCCAAUCAUCUGCUGCGGGAAUACUCCACUGAUGACACCCGGAGAAUCAAGGAGGUCACAGAUAAACACAACGCUGCCUGGAACGGCAUCAACAACAGGGCGGGCGACCGUUACGCUCAGCUGGACAGUGAACUGAAGGGUCUGCAGAUGUCUCUCAGGGAGCUGGAGUCCUUCCUCAAAUGGCUCCAGGAGGCAGAGACCACGGUCAACGUUCUGGCCGACGCCUCCCAGAGGGAAGACCUGUCGCAGGACUCCGCCCAUGGGAAGGACCUGAAGCGGCAGCUGGAGGACAUUCAGGCCGAGAUCGAUGCGCACAACGACAUCUACAAAAAUGUGGACGGGAACAAGUCGAAGAUGGUCAAGGCUCUGGGCAGCUCAGAGGAAGCUGUGUUUCUCCAACAGAGACUGGACGACAUGAACCAACGCUGGAGCGACCUGAAGGCCAAGUCCGCCAACAUUCGGGCCCACUUGGAGGCGAGUGCGGAGCGUUGGUCUCGUUUGCUGGGCCUCCUGGAGGAGCUGUGGAGGUGGAUCUGCAUGAAGGAUGAAGACCUGGCUAAGCAGAUGCCCAUCGGAGGAGACGUACCCACCUUGCUGCAACAGCAGAACCACUGCACGACACUGCGUUCAGAGCUGGGGGAACGCGAGCACUUGGUGAUGAGCACAUUGGACCAGGCCAGGAUGUUUCUCGCCGACCAGCCAAUUGAAGGUCCGGGAGAGCCUCGCAAGAACCUGCAGCCAAAGACUGACCUCUCGCCUGAGGAAAAGGCACGGGUUUUGGCCCGGGCUAUCCGCAAACAGACAGGUGAGGUGAGGGAGCGGUGGGACCGUCUGAAAGGACAUGUGGGGGGCUGGCACACUCAGGUGGAGUGCGCCCUGGAGCGACUCCAGGAGCUGCAGAGCUCCAUGGACCAGCUAGACCUGCGGCUGACUCAGGCAGAGGAGGCCAAAGUCACCUGGCAGCCGGUGGGGGAUCUGCUGAUCGACUCUCUGCAGGACCACAUCGAUAAGACCAUGGCCUUCAGAGAGGAGGUCGCCCCACUGCGUCACGAUGUGAAACUCGUCAAUGAGCUUUCUGCAGAGCUCACACCACUGGACAUCCAGCUGUCGUCCACCGCCUCCAGACAACUGGACCAGCUCAAUAUGAGAUGGAAACUACUACAGGUGGCGGUUGAGGACAGACUGAAGCUACUUCAGGAAGCCCACAGAGACUUUGGCCCGUCCUCCCAGCAUUUCCUCUCUACUUCUGUACAGCUUCCCUGGCAACGAGCAGUUUCUCAGAAUAAGGUUCCAUAUUACAUCAAUCAUCAGACACAGACGACAUGCUGGGACCAUCCAAAGAUGACGGAGCUUUACCAAUCACUGGGCGACUUGAACAAUGUGAGAUUCUCGGCAUACAGGACAGCCAUGAAGAUACGCCGACUACAGAAAGCACUGUGUUUGGACUUGUUGGACCUCAACGUGGCACAGAACACCUUUGAGCAGCACAAACUCACCAACAACAACCAGCUGCUGUCUGUUCCCGACGUCAUCAACUGCCUGACGUCCAUCUACGAUGGCCUGGAGCAGGAGCACAAGGACCUGGUCAAUGUUCCGCUUUGUGUUGACAUGUGUCUCAACUGGCUGCUGAAUGUUUAUGACACUGGCCGCAGUGGAAGGAUCCGCGUCCUGUCCAUGAGGAUCGGGUUGCUUUCUCUCUCUAAGGGACACCUGGAGGAGAAAUACAAAUACCUCUUCAGCCAGGUUGCGUCAGCAGGUGACACGUGUGACCAAAGACAGCUUGGACUUCUGCUCCACGAGGCCAUCCAGAUCCCGAAGCAGCUCGGGGAGGUGGCCGCCUUCGGAGGCUCCAACAUCGAACCCAGCGUCCGCAGCUGCUUCCAGCACGUGACCAAUAAGGUGGAGCUGGAGCCCAGGCAGUUUGUCGACUGGAUGCACCUGGAGCCUCAGUCCAUGGUUUGGCUUCCUGUGCUGCACAGAGUUGCUGCUGCAGAGACGGCAAAACAUCAGGCAAAGUGUAACAUCUGCAAAGAGUGUCCUAUUGUUGGCUUUAGGUAUCGUAGUCUGAAGCAUUUCAACUACGACAUUUGUCAGAGCUGCUUCUUUUCUGGGCGCACCGCCAAAGGCCACAAGCUCAACUACCCAAUGGUGGAGUACUGCACACCGACGACAUCAGGGGAAGACAUGCGUGAUUUCACCAAAGUGCUGAAGAAUAAAUUCCGGUCUAAGAAGUACUUUGCCAAACAUCCUCGCCUUGGUUACCUGCCAGUGCAGACGGUUUUAGAAGGCGACAACAUGGAAACUCCUGUCACCCUCAUCAGCAUGUGCCCGGAGCAGUACGAGCUGUCCCAGUCACCUCAGUUCUCUCAUGAUGACACCCAUUCCAGGAUAGAGCAGUAUGCCAGCAGGUUGGCUCAGAUGGAGCGUUCCAACGGUUCUCUGCCCACAGACAGCAGCUCAGCCACAGGAAGCAUGGAUGACGAGCACACUCUGAUCCUGCAAUACUGUCAGACGCUGGGAGGGGAGAGCUCCCCCUGCAGUCAGCCCCAGAGUCCUGCCCAGAUCCUGCAGGCUGUGGAGAGGGAGGAGCAGGGUGAGCUGGAACGGAUCAUUGCACGUCUGGAGGAGGAGCAGAGGACCCUACAGAAAGAGUACGAGCAGCUGAAGGAACAGCACGGUCAGCGCGGGGCCCCUGCCGGAAGCUGCUGGGAGUCGGAGGGGCCCUCCACUCAUCCCGACGAGGCCGAACUUCUCGCCGAGGCCAAGCUACUGCGACAACACAAGGGCCGCCUGGAGUCUCGGAUGCACAUCCUGGAGGAACACAACAAACAGCUGGAGUCUCAGCUCCACCGCCUCCGACAGCUACUGCACCAGCCGGAGGUGGACUCAAGGGUAAAUGGAGUGUCGUCACCUGCGGUACAAGACCGAGGGCCAGUCACAGACAACUCAGAUGAGCUGUUGGACUCCCACAACAGCAGCUCUGACCUGGCAGAUGUAAUGGAGCAGAUUAACAACUCCUUCCCUGCAUGCAGUCCCUCGAGCCUCUCCUCGAGACCACAGGUGAUGUGAGGACCAAGCAGGACGGAGUGUGUUUUUGUGUGCACAUGAGUAUGAGUGUGUGACUUUGUGUGUGUGUGUGUGAGUGAGAGCUGGAGGAGACAGGAUCUUUCCCUGACAAACAAACAAACAAACAAACAAACAAACAAACCACCGACUCAUCCCAAAGACGCGCAGGACUGGACAACUUAACUACUUUUACCACCUUGUCUUGUACUAUGCAAACUGUACAUUGAACUGUAGAUUGUUCCUGCACUUGGUUCAUCAUUUGUCAGCGAUUUGUUUAGAGAUGCAGAGUUUAUGUCACGGGGCUUUGUAUAGUGAAAUAGGCUUCUUUUUUUUUUGUUUUUCAGAGGGUGGUUUGGAAUUUGAGUUUAAGUUCUGUCUUCACUGGGAAUCAAACUGUUACACUUUUUUGUGUGUCAUUCCUCUGCUUUAAACCCUCUAGUCCCCAGUCGCUAUUGUCAGCCACACAUUUUAAUUCCAUGUUUGGGAGCACACACAAUUCCUGAGUCACCACAUUUAGUGGCUGAAGAGACUGUCACAAGGGUCUGUUUUGGUUUUAAAGGUUGAUCUUGUAGCAUGCUUGAUAUCAAGUUCCCCUUUAAAUCAUCAAAAUGCCGACAGAGUUUGUGUCGACCGCGAUUUGUUAAUGUAAAGUUUACCCCCAUGUGCCUAUACAGAUUGUCCAUUCCACACGUGGAAAGACGAGAUAAAAGCUCACAUAUUAAAGUGGGACUGUGUAUAAAGAGAUAAGUUUUGAAAAAUAUAGAUUUAAAUCUAAAGUCGUUCUGAAUCUGGGUUCGUACGAGGCCCGCCAUCAUUAUGUAGAAUAGUUUUUUUUAAGGAAAAAGAUAUAUGUUCAGAAAUCAGAGGAAAGCCAUGAUUGCCUUGCUACCUCAGACUCAUAGACACAGUUUUGUUUUUGUGGUUCGUAAACUUGUUUAAAACCGUUGUGAUCAUUUACAGAACAUUUAAACAACCUGGUUUAGAAUUCUAAGCUUGAGCUUACUGUAUUUGUGUACACUGCAGCGAGGAGAUACCAAGUUUCAAAGAAGAAGUCAUUACCGUAUCAUAAUGGGUCUGUGGCCUGCUGAAGUUAGCCGCUCGCUAAGGCGAGUUUUACUUUAUCUGUUGUUGGUUUUUCCACUGGCCUUCUAGCACUGGUCCCUCACUGCGUUGUGUUGUUGUGCUCUAUGCUAUCCUGUAAAACUUGUGAUACUGAACAACACUACUAUAACCUCCUCUGGCUGUAGACUGAUGAUGAUGUUGGUGAUAGAUGUAACGAUUACAAUCAUGGUGAACUGUUCCAUGGCAGAACUGUGUCGCUUCUCCUGAGGUAUGUAAAAUAGAUUGACCACACUACAUGUAAUAUGGCGAUGUUGUUUUAUUCUAAAUAAAAUUUUUAUAACAAGUA